Molecule: messenger RNA, 723 nt
Organism: Monoraphidium neglectum
Lineage: Eukaryota; Viridiplantae; Chlorophyta; Chlorophyceae; Sphaeropleales; Selenastraceae
Exons: 6
Coding region: 1-723 (240 amino acids)
Biological process (GO): protein autophosphorylation; intracellular signal transduction; peptidyl-serine phosphorylation
Cellular component (GO): cytoplasm; nucleus
Molecular function (GO): calcium-dependent protein serine/threonine kinase activity; calmodulin binding; calcium/calmodulin-dependent protein kinase activity
Source: RefSeq, a predicted model, not a curated record
AUGUACAGAAACCGCUACACCCGCGGCCGCAUCAUCGGCCACGGCGCCUACUCGGUGGUGUACGAGGGCACCCAGAUCACCACGGGCCGCCUCGUGGCGAUCAAGUCCAUCCCCAAGGCCGAGGGCUGGCUCGAGGCCGCCGCGCAGCGCGACGGGGUGGUGCGGGAGAUUGCCGUCCUGCGGCGCCUGACCGGCCACCCUGGGGCCCUCUCCCUCAUUGACCUCUCGGAGGGGCCGGGGCACUACCACCUAGUCACCGAGCUCUGCACCGGCGGGGAGCUCUUCGACCAGAUCAUCGGGCGCGGCCACUUUGACGAGCGCGCCGCCGCCGACCUCGCGCGCGCGCUGCUGAGUUUCAUCGCCUUCUGCCACGCCCGCGGCGUGGUGCACCGCGACCUCAAGCCUGAGAACAUCAUGCUGGCCCACGGCGGGGAGGGGGCGGCGGUCAAGAUCGUUGACUACGGGACGAGCGCGUUCUGCUUGCCCAAUGAGCGGCUGCACGAGAAGCUGGGGACCCCCUACUACGUCGCCCCCGAGGUCCUCCUGAAAGACUACGGCUGCGCCGCAGAUGUCUGGAGCGCCGGCGUCAUCACCUACAUCCUGCUGUGCGGCUGCCCGCCCUUUGGGGGCCGCAGCGACGAGAGGAUCCUGUCAAAGGUGGCGCGCGGCAGCUACAGCUUCGCCGGCAGGGCCGCGGGCCUGUCCCCUGCCCGUCCGUUAUGA